Molecule: messenger RNA, 2582 nt
Organism: Coregonus sp. 'balchen'
Lineage: Eukaryota; Metazoa; Chordata; Actinopteri; Salmoniformes; Salmonidae
Source: the annotation of a GenBank genome assembly
AUGCCAGUCCGAGAUGAAAGUCCCACGCGCACUGAUUGUAUAACUGAGGGAACGAAAAGGAACUUGGAAAGGACUGUGACACUGCGCAACAGAGAGAAACGGCAUCAGUUGAGGAUUGUCUAUAAAGUCAUUUUGCUUGGUACUGGGACUUUGGAAGUUAGCCGGACGUCUGACAAGUUUGGAAGAGCGAGUUGUGUACAUAAACAGGUGUGUUUUGAUUUUAUGUUAAUAAAAUAAUUGCAUUUCAUGUGAUUCUAUUUCAGAUCAUUUAGUAUUCGUCAUAGAGGAUCAACCCAUAGGCAUAUGCAUAUUUCUGCAAUGCGUGCCAACAGAAACAAACAACUGUAAACUGCCUUAAUAUUCGAUAAAAAAAAAUAAAAAUAUAUAUUUUCUAUAACAGGAAAGGCAAUUGAUGACGAUGGCAUUCUUCAUAAUAGGGCUUAUGCCAAUGCCACCAAACAACUAUAAUGCAUUAUGGUAUUGUAUCAACAAGAAAGCGUGAUACCACUAUCUUUAUGUAUUAACCUGAUAUAGACUGCAUAUAUAGAUUAUAUGGUUUGUAUUGUACAAUAUUCAAUACUAUUGUCAGUGUCAAAUACAGUUAUAUUGUUUGUUAAUCAUACAGUCUAGACAGAGUUGAGUCUGUGCGUAAUACACUGUUGCUAUUCAUGAUUUAUAGGCCUAUAGUAAACUGUGCUACUUUUUCGCACGACUUCACAAUCACUAACUAGGACGACUUAGUUGUAGAACAAUUUUGUGUGUCCUUAGAAAUAGAUUUAUUUGGUUGUUGGUGUGUUUAGGAAAGUUCACCCGAGUCCCCAUUGAACGUUUUUUAUCCUUCGGACUCAGAUAUCAAUCUAUUGUGGCAUUUUCGAUACAAUUCCACUCAAAAUUGGAUUUAAAACGGUACUGAUUCCACUCAGCAAAUCAAAUUUAACUGUUGAUGCAGGAGAUAUUUGGUCCGGUUGUUACCGUGUUUGUUGACUUGGCUCUGUAGACUACCCUCAAUUUAAUCUGAGGGUUUUAUAACCAGAUUAAAUCCCGCCAUGUCCCAGAUUGACAGCAUCUCCAAAACCACCAUGGCAUAAACAGCAGGGAACCACCGAGUUUAUCCCCAAAGUUUCUCACAUUAGAUCGUCCUACAAAGGAAGGAAAUUAUUAUGCAUAGAUAGUGCUAUUUUCAAUUUGAAUAAGUUGUUUUUGCUGUCAGAGUUGAGAGAUGUUCUGUAUCUGGUAAAAUGUUCAUCCAUUCUGUUGGAAUGGAAAAUGAGCUGUCCCUGCCAGUGUGCGCUGUCCACAUGACAGUGCUGAAAUUAUACUCUCUUGUCUAUGUAUAGGCAAACAGUUUACUGGGAAUUAAGUUAAAGAGAUAGGUCGACCAAUUCCAAUUGCAAACAAUGAAGAAAAAUAAAACAGCUGAUUCAUGAGCUUGACCAAAUGUGUUUUGUUUUCCUCAGAUCACAAUGAUGACCAAACGAUUUGGUAAGCCUGGAGGAGGAGACAUGCCUGAGCUGGUCAGUUCCCUGGCCUGGCUGGAGGAGGACCUGAGCUCCCAGGAUGGAGAGAGAGGUCCAGAGAUGGGCGGGCGCUACGGCCUGGGCCCAGGAGGCUGUGGGAGCAUAGAGCUGGGCAGCGAAGACAUGGAGGAUCAGGAGGAGGAAGACAAUUAUAAUGAUGAUGACGAGGAGACCGGAAUGGAUGGAGAGAACAAGGCGCCCAAACGGAGGGGGCCCAAGAAGAAGAAGAUGGCCAGAGGCAGACAGGAGAGAUUCAAGGCGAGACGCACCAAGGCCAAUGCCCGCGAGCGCUCCCGCAUGCAUGGGCUGAACGACGCGUUAGAUGUGUUACGCAAGGUCAUGCCCUGCGCCGCCAAGACCCAGAAACUGUCCAAGAUUGAGACCCUGCGGCUGGCCCGCAACUACAUCUGGGCCCUGUCUGAGGUGCUGGAGAGUGGUCAGUCCCCAGAAAGCCACGGCUUCACAGAGAUGCUGUGUAAAGGCCUGUCCCAGCCCACUAGCAACCUGGUGGCUGGGUGUCUCCAGCUGGGGCCUUCUUCCCCCAUGAUGAUCAACAAGCUGGAUGACAAGCCCUUUGGAGGAGCUCCAGGAGUUGUUAGUGGUGUAGCACGGCAGCCUGGUGGCCAUCACCCCCUGAGUGGUCACUACCCCUCUCCGGGCCUGCCUAGCCCCCCCUACGGGUCCCUGGAGGCCUCCCACCUCCUCCAUAUGAAGAGCUUCGAGGGAGGGCCCUACGAGAAGCACCCUUCCCCUAAUGAGUGUAGUAGCAACGGCACUCCCCCUUACGACGGGCCCCUCACGCCCCCCCUCAGCAUCAGUGGCAACUUUGCCCUGAAGCAGGAACCCUCCCCCCACGAGGCUGAGAGGAACUACCCCUCCCACCCUGCCCAUUACCUCUCGUCCCUACCCCACUACCCCCCCUCCUCCCUGGCCGGGCUGCCAGGGCCUCAGGGCCACCUCUUCCAGGCCUCGCGCUACGAAUUGCCCCUAGACAUCCAGGCCUUCGACUCCUUCCCUCCACCACACAUGGUCGCCUCACAGAUGGGUACUAUCUACAGUGAGUGA